UAACGCUGGCGGUUGGGAACUCCAUUUUCGUUAGCCAAGCAUAAGAAAAAUCGAUCGGGAAAUCAGUUUGCGUCUGUUUGAUCCCCGUGAAAGAAGAGCGCGACGAGGUGAGAGGGAUCGACCGAUCCAUUGUCGCCUCCGAACCCCAUUGCCCCGGAGAGAAGUUGGGAUCCUUCUCCGCUCUCUCUUCUUGUAUUUACCUUCUCCGAGAUCCCUAAUCCGCCGUCCUUGGGCUACGUCAACACACUUCCUCCGAUUUCCCCGGCAGCAGCAGAUCGCGGUUCGCCGCCGCGGCCAUGGUGGACAACGGCUCCAGGACCGAUAUCUCCUUCUACUGGCGGUUCGUGAGCAGCGCCAUCGCCGCCUGCUUCGCCGAGUUUUGCACCAUUCCUUUGGACACUGCUAAAGUCAGGCUUCAGCUACAGAAAAAAGCGGCUGCCGGGGAUGCAGUGGCAAUACCUAAAUACAGGGGAAUGUUGGGCACCAUAAUAACAAUAUUUAGGGAGGAAGGUUUGACAGCACUAUGGACAGGCCUCGUACCUGGGUUGCAUCGUCAAUGUCUCUUUGGUGGGUUGCGGAUUGGGUUGUAUGAGCCUGUCAAAGCCUUCUUGUUUGGUGAUAGUUUUGUCGGAGAUAUUUCAUUGAUAAAGAAAAUCCUUGCUGGGCUUAUAACUGGUGCCUUGGCAAUUACUGUGGCCAAUCCAACUGAUCUUGUAAAGGUUCGCCUUCAAUCCGAAGGCAAACUUCCACCGGGUGUGCCAAGACGUUAUUUAGGAGCAUUGGAUGCUUAUUUCAAAAUAAUCAGACAGGAAGGAAUUGGGUCUUUAUGGACUGGUCUUGGUCCCAAUAUUGCACGUAACGCGAUUAUAAAUGCUGCUGAGCUAGCAAGCUAUGAUCAUAUAAAACAGACAAUCUUGGAAAUUCCUGGAUUCACAGAUGACAUUUUCACUCAUGUUUUAGCUGGUUUGGGUGCUGGAUUCUUUGCUGUUUGUAUUGGUUCUCCUGUUGAUGUGGUCAAGUCGAGAAUGAUGGGAGAUUCAUCCUAUAAAAGCACACUUGAUUGCUUCAUCAAGACACUGAAAAAUGAAGGACCUUUAGCUCUUUAUAAGGGCUUCAUUCCAAAUUUUGUUCGGCUUGGAUCAUGGAAUGUGAUAAUGUUCCUGACACUGGAGCAGGUCAAAAUGUUUUUUAUAAGAGAAGUGCCUCUUUGAUAUCGUAAAUCAAGAUAUCCAAAGUUCCUGUCACGGUUCGUAUCUCUCUGGUAGAAUGUACGUCUCUCGUUUGAUUUAUGAGUUGAGUUCUCCCCAUUGCAUGCUUCUUUUAAUUAAUCGAGGUUCUUAUGGUUCCAGUAUUUGUCUUAGAAUCUUGUAUCCUUGACUCGUUUGAUCUUAUUGAAUAUGGACUUAU
Messenger RNA from Musa acuminata subsp. malaccensis (wild Malaysian banana), 1407 nucleotides. NCBI's taxonomy places the organism in Eukaryota, Viridiplantae, Streptophyta, Magnoliopsida, Zingiberales, Musaceae. The record is from RefSeq and is a predicted model, not a curated record.